Messenger RNA from Prorocentrum cordatum, 714 nucleotides. The record is from the annotation of a GenBank genome assembly. Lineage: Eukaryota; Dinophyceae; Prorocentrales; Prorocentraceae.
AUGAUGAAGCGCGUGCUGGAGGAGAGCGGCGUCGCCGCUUCCGCGUCGCUGGGGCUGCCCUUCGACGCCGACGUGUCCAGCGAGGACCCGGAGGUGGUGGCGCGGGGCGAGGAGAGGCUGUCGCGGUCGAUCGAGCUGGCGGCCGCGUUCGGCGCCAGGAACCUCUGCGGCAUCCUCUACUCCGGCUUCGGGAAGUACAGGGCUCCCCCUACCGAGGCGGGACGCUCCAAUUCCGUGGAGGCCAUGCGGCGACUUGGCCGGCGCGGGGCCGAACUGGGCGUGCAGGUGAAUCUGGAGGUGGUGAACCGGUACGAGACGAACUUGCUGAACACUGCCGAGCAAGCGGUAGCGUUUUGCGACGACGUGGGCGAAGAGAAUGUCAGGAUACACCUGGACACGUACCACAUGAACAUCGAGGAGCGUGGUUUCGCAGAGGCCGUGCGCACGGUCGGGCAUAGACUCGGCUACGUGCACCUCGGAGAGAGUCAUCGGGGGUACCUCGGCACAGGCACCGUUCCGUGGCCCGAGUUCUUCGCGGCGCUCCGCGCCAGCGGGUACAGCGGCCCGCUAACUUUCGAGUCGUUCUCAAACAAGAUAUUGGCUCCUUACGUUGUUGACGCCCUCUGCGUUUGGCGCAACGCUUGGGAGGAUUCUGAUGAGUUGGCGCGCUCAGCGAGGGCGUACAUCAACGAGCAAUGGGCAGCCGCUGCGUGA